Messenger RNA from Caenorhabditis briggsae, 453 nucleotides. The record is from RefSeq and is a predicted model, not a curated record. The transcript is spliced from 2 exons. Bases 1 to 453 code for a protein of 150 amino acids. Lineage: Eukaryota; Metazoa; Nematoda; Chromadorea; Rhabditida; Rhabditidae.
AUGAUUCCUGUUUCUUGUAGAUCAUCUCACGGCAUGAAUUGUCUGAUUUCAGUACCAGGAAUUGAAAAAAAGUUCUUCCUUCAUGAUGUGCUCCUCGCUCCGGAUCUAGCAUUCGUGGUUCCUGUCGAUGCACCAUGUUGCAGAGUCACGUGUAUAUCAAGAAGGCGAGCGUCGAUCCGUGGAGCGAUCGAGGAAGGACCCAGGACCCAGGACCCAGGACCCAGGACCCAGGACCCAGGACCCAGGACCCAGGACCCAGGACCCAGGACCCAGGACCCAGGACCCAGGACCCAGGACCCAGGACCCAGGACCCAGGACCCAGGACCCAGGACCCAGGUUCCAGGACCCAGGACCCAGGACCCAGGACCCAGGACCCAGGACCCAGGCUCCCCUCUAUGGAGCCCAGAGAAAGAGAGAACUGAUUCUUUCCUCCAAUUCUCUCUUCUUUUAUAG